AUGGGUUUGAAAAUUGCAAUGUGGGAUGCAUUUAUAAUUGGGGUGUUGGUUUCUUUGAGCUGGUUUGUUUCUUAUUCAGAAGCCUCUGUUUCUUAUGACCUAUACUUUGAAGGGAGAUAUGACUUGGUGAUUAUCAAGCUGGUGCAACAAGCUGGACUCUUUGUUAAUCUCAGAAUUGGCCCCUAUGUUUGUGCUGAAUGGAACUUUGGAGGUUUUCCAGUUUGGCUAAAGUAUGUUCCAGGCAUUAGUUUCAGGACAAACAAUGGACCUUUUAAGGCUGCAAUGCAAAAAUUCACAACCAAGAUUGUGAAUAUGAUGAAAGCCGAAAGGUUGUACCAAACUCAAGGUGGUCCAAUCAUAUUAUCCCAGAUUGAGAAUGAAUACGGGCCGAUGGAAUACGAGCUCGGCGCACCUGGUCGGGCCUACACCGAAUGGGCGGCUAAGAUGGCUUUGGAUCUCGGCACAGGUGUUCCAUGGAUCAUGUGCAAACAAGAUGAUGCCCCUGAUCCAAUUAUUAAUACAUGCAAUGGUUUCUACUGCGAUUACUUCUCUCCAAACAAGGCGUAUAAGCCCAAGAUGUGGACCGAAGCGUGGACUGGCUGGUUUACUGAAUUUGGUGGUCCGGUUCCUUAUCGACCGGCAGAGGAUUUGGCGUUUUCCGUUGCAAAAUUCAUCCAAAAGGGUGGCUCGUUCAUCAACUAUUACAUGUACCACGGAGGAACGAACUUCGGCAGGACAGCUGGUGGUCCGUUUAUCGCAACUAGCUACGACUACGACGCGCCUCUCGAUGAAUAUGGUAUGUUGAGACAACCUAAGUGGGGUCAUUUGAAAGAUUUGCACAGAGCAAUAAAACUAUGCGAGCCAGCUCUUAUAUCCGGAGAUCCCGUUGUUACACCACUCGGAAAAUCGCAGGAGGCACAUGUUUUCAAAUCGAGAAGUGGUGCAUGCGCAGCUUUUCUUGCAAACUACGAUCAACACUCGUUCGCAAGAGUCUCGUUUGCGAAUAUGCACUACGAUUUGCCUCCUUGGUCUAUAAGCAUUCUUCCCGAUUGCAAGAACACUGUUUACAAUACAGCAAGGAUUGGUGCUCAAAGUGCGAAAAUGAAGAUGACACCUGUCAGCAGAGGAUUUUCGUGGCAAUCGUACAACGAAGAAACUGCUUCGUCUUACGACGACAAUUCGUUCACAGUCGUUGGAUUGAGGGAGCAGAUUAAUACCACGAGAGAUAGCACCGACUAUUUGUGGUACACAACAGAUGUGAGGAUUGACUCGAGAGAAGGAUUUCUACGAGGUGGCAAAUGGCCGGUUCUUACAGUCUCGUCAGCUGGACAUGCUUUGCAUGUCUUCAUCAACGGCCAAUUAUCAGGAACUGCUUACGGAAGUCUGGAUAAACCAAAACUGUUUUUCAACCAAGGAGUGAAUCUUCGAGCAGGAGUCAACAAAAUUUCUUUGCUGAGCAUUUCAGUUGGUCUCCCGAACGUGGGCCCGCAUUUCGAAACGUGGAAUGCUGGCGUUCUUGGUCCGAUUUCGCUCACUGGUCUUAAUGAAGGGAAAAGAGACUUAACAUGGCAAAAAUGGUCUUACAAGGUUGGUCUGAAGGGAGAAUCACUGAGUCUGCAUUCACUGAGUGGAAGCUCAUCUGUUGAAUGGGUUGAAGGUUCCUACAUAGCUGAAAGACAACCUUUGACUUGGUACAAGACAAUAUUUAAUGCUCCGUCUGGGAAUGAACCUCUGGCUUUAGACAUGAACACGAUGAGUAAAGGGCAGGUUUGGAUAAACGGUCAAAACAUCGGAAGAUACUGGAAUCAGUACAAAGCAUCCGGCAACUGUGGGGCCUGCAAUUAUGCUGGUUGGUUCAACGAGAAGAAAUGCCUAACCAAUUGCGGUGAAGCUUCUCAAAGAUGGUAUCAUAUUCCUCGAUCAUGGCUAUAUCCAACCGGAAAUCUACUGGUAGUGUUCGAAGAAUGGGGAGGAAAUCCUUACGGAAUCUCUCUAGUGAAACGAGAAGUAGCGAGCGUUUGUGCAGAUAUUUACGAAUGGCAGCCGACUUUAGUCAACUGGCAGCUUCAAUCGUCGGGAAAAGUCAACAAACCGUUGAGGCCGAAAGCUCAUCUCUCGUGCGAUGCCGGUCAGAAAAUCUCGUCGAUCAAAUUCGCCAGUUUCGGAACUCCACAGGGGUCUUGUGGUAAUUUCCGCGAAGGAAAUUGCCAUGCGUUCCAUUCUUACGACGUUUUCGAGAAGUAUUGUGUUGGGCAAGAAUCGUGUACCGUACCGGUAACACCGGAGAUAUUUGGAGGCGAUCCGUGUCCGAGUGUGAUGAAGAAACUAUCUGUCGAGGCCAUAUGCAGUUAAUUUAUGACAGACAACGUAUGCGUGUGCCUACGAAUAAAAUAUCUUCUAUUAUAUAUCUAUAUAUAUACUAUUUUAUUUUUACAAAAAAUCGAAUGGAUCAUAGUUAUAUUCUUCGGGCUUAGCUGGGGUGAAGUUGUACAUAAUAUACAACACACCAUCGAGUCCAAGGCCUUAUAAAGAUAUUUAAAGAUGAUCACUUUGUAUAUAGUGAUAUGAUUUAUAGUUCUUUUCUUUCUUUUCUUCUUUUUUGUUUUGUUUUGCAACUCUGUGUAAUGGGAUUCGAAUGCGCGUUGAGACGAAGGAAAACGAGUCCAUGUGUGUUCGUUUCUCGGUUUCAAUAUUCGGGAUUUGUAUAUUUCGUUUCAUGUAAUGAAAGCAAUCUUUUCAUUGCUUUACCCUUGUAAAUGGAGAAAAAAAUGCUGUGAAAAUGUACUCAGUAAUAUAUGAAGAUUAUAUUGAUCA
Erythranthe guttata (spotted monkey flower) is the source of this 2814-nucleotide messenger RNA. The record is from RefSeq and is a predicted model, not a curated record. NCBI's taxonomy places the organism in Eukaryota, Viridiplantae, Streptophyta, Magnoliopsida, Lamiales, Phrymaceae.